CUCUGACCUCAUCAUGGCUUCUCCCACAGUUAAACGUGAUUUCUGCUUCAGUCUAAGGUAGUUCGCUCUGUCUUCAGUGCAUAUUCAAGGAUUUUAUUCAGAUCCCUAUGGAUGCAACUUGUCAACAUUAACUCAGGAUGUACAUGUACAGUAUAUUGAAUUUAUGAGAAGAAGCCUGCUAGCUGGACACUGGUCACUGCUAGCAGUAAGAGGACUAUGUGAACUGUGAACUACAGAGGAAUUUUUUAAGAUGCCAGAACUGUCACUUUAAAACUGUUGGAUUUUUAUUCUCAAGGGAAAGAUGAAAAUGAGUAUUUCGCCAACUGGGCUGUAUCUCCAUAUAUUGAAGAAUGCUCAAGGAUUAAUUGGAACUAAAUGUAUGCUGUCACCCUUUAAAAAGAUGACAUUUCAAUUCUGUAUUAGGUCAUCUUGCUCUGUAUCAUCUCUUUACCUUCAUAAAAAUAUGACUUCCCUUCUUUCUACAAAUAUACUGGUAGCACAGUUGUCUCAAAAAAAGACAAAGGCUUCUUCAUCCUCUCAUCAUUUAAAAAGUGUAAGGAACUUAUCGAGAUAUGCUUUACCACCACAAAAUGAGAGCAAGUUCAACCAGGGUUUAGGAUCACUUUGGUCAUCACUCAAUGUGCACAAAAGUGGAAAAUAUUUUUGUUCCUCUGCCUUAAGUAGUAUCGGGAACCAAGCAUCAAUGAGGUUCUCAUCAUCAGCCCUCCACGUUCGCAAGGGAUACCCAAGUUCCCAAAAGAUUGUAAAGCCUGAUGUUGAUGUGGAUGCUGUCUUGUCAGAGGAGAAUAUUCCUAAACUUAGAGAAAAUAUUAACAGGAGGAAAAUGAGGCUGGACAUAGAUAUUUUGAUGCAGGAUUAUGAAAAGUUUAGAGAAGUCAGAGAUGUAUUCCAGAAGGUAGAGACUGAAAAACAAGACAUUACAAAGAAAGUUAAGCUCCUGGUAGGCCAGUUUGAGACAACAGGGAAAACCAGCGAAGCAGUAAAGAGAAUGAAAACAUUGACCAAGAGAGGAAGGGAGUUAAGAGAGGAGUUAUCUGGGUUAAAGGACCAGUGGCUUGACAUUGAAGAUAAAAUCAUGAUACAAGUUCUGGAACUUCCUAACUGGUUGGACAUCUGUACAAAAGAACAUGAAAAUAUUUUGUUGGAACAUCAUAAAACUUGUUCUUCAGCUGAUCAGUUUAUUAAGGAAAUGGAGCCUCCUAUAUCAUACAAAGAUCAUGUUGAAUUGGCAAGUCGGCUCCCGGAUGGAAAUAUACACUUCAGAGCUGUCAGCCCCACAGCAUAUUACUUGGAAGGAAGACUGGCUGAGGCAGAGCUCUCUUUGACUGACCAUUUCUCUGACCAGUUGUUAGAAGCUGGCUUUACCCCACUUUCUUGUCCAGAUAUGUUCAAAUCUGUUGUUGUGGAAGGUUGUGGUGUUGACACAGAAGAUCCUGAACAGGUAUUGACUCUGUCUUGCCGAGGAGACCUUGAAGAUGGAGAUAGUCCUGACUCUGAGUCUAGCUCCACUAAGACCCAGCCUGGAUCGGCUGGUGGUCCGGAAUGGAGUAUUACCUAUCACCUGACUGGCGUCAGCCACAUGGCUGCCACAGCCUACAUAACAAAGAACUAUAUCUGGGAGAAGAGUUUGCCAGCUAAAUGGUAUUCUGUGGGUAGACAUUACCAACCUGCAAAAGAAGAUCUGAAUGGGCCAAGCCUGUUCAACACAUGUCAAUCAUCAAGGGUUCAGUUAUGUGCUGCUACUGUGAAUUGCAGUGAAAGUGAUAUAAUGUACCAAGAGAUGGUUGACCUCUUGCAGAGACUUUAUACUCCUAAAACAACCAGUGAGAUUUUUCCUUAUGGCAGGAUGCGCUCUGUACCUGCACCCCAACUUGCCAUGUGGGAAAGUUGUAGAAACGAAUUUCAGCUUUGGUCACCAAGCCUGAGAAAGUUUAUUACGGUUGCAGCUGUGUCAAAAAGCAAUGAUUUUAUUAGUAAACGCCUUAUGAUAAAACACUCUGGUGGACACCAUGUGCAUAUGGUACAUGGUUAUGUUGCAGAUGUCACCAAACUGAUUGCUUGCCUCUUGGAACAAAGUCAAACCAAAAAUGGAGAAGUAAGCCUGCCCCUGUUCCAGUCAUUUGUGGAGAUGAAAUAAUCCUGUGAAACUAAAUGUGGGAUAAAUCGUAAAAAAAAAAAAAUUGUUAGGCGUGACUCAUUGUGACUUGGAUGUCUCAACACAAUGUGCAUUGUGUCCAUCGCCACAUGGAAAAGGCCUAUUAUGCAUUAAUUUUGUGUAAAAUGUGACAAUAAAUUGUUUUAGCUGCAAUAGAGAGCUCUGAACAAGUUGACGUGUU
This is a messenger RNA of Lingula anatina, 2357 nucleotides long. Its product is annotated as serine--tRNA synthetase-like protein Slimp. The record is from RefSeq and is a predicted model, not a curated record. Gene Ontology annotation, biological process: seryl-tRNA aminoacylation. Gene Ontology annotation, molecular function: ATP binding; serine-tRNA ligase activity. NCBI's taxonomy places the organism in Eukaryota, Metazoa, Brachiopoda, Lingulata, Lingulida, Lingulidae.